Molecule: messenger RNA, 2094 nt
Organism: Cetraspora pellucida
Lineage: Eukaryota; Fungi; Glomeromycota; Glomeromycetes; Diversisporales; Gigasporaceae
Source: the annotation of a GenBank genome assembly
AUGGAAGCUAUUCAUGAUAAUUCACAUGUUAACGUUCAAAUAGACCAAGAAAUUCCAGAAAAAAAUGUAAUAAAGGACAUUUUAGAAAUUGCUUGCUCGCCAAAAAUGAAGUAUGUUGCUGUAUUAUAUAAAGAAAAGUGCAUUGGUCUUUGGUCUAUUGUUAAUGGGGGUUUAAACUAUGAUAAAGCAAUCUUUAUUGACGCCAUUUGCACAAAGCCAGAAGGUUCUAGACUUUUUGCAGUCUCGGAUAAUAAUCAUGUUUCCGUUAGGCUUGAUAAAGAUAGAGUCAGCCAAAUCAGUCCUUAUAAUUUUACAUUUUAUAAUAUUGCAAAUAAAAAAGAGGUUUCUUUACGUUUUCCGGACCGACAAAAAGAAAUUGACAUUUUAGCCUUUAUUAACAACGGAAAUCUUAUAACGAUCAAUGCUAAAAAUUACAGAGCAUACGUUUUUUCAUGUGACAGAAAGGAUAAUCUUGUCUGGACCUGUAUAUCAGCGAUUGAACUAAAGUAUUUUAAGAAAAUUUACGUAACCCCUAAAGGAAAAUUUAUCAUAUAUAAUGAUACGAUUCAUGAGAUAACUAUGUGGGAUAUUGAAACAUUAUCUGUUCAAUCUCAUAUUUUAAUAGAGUGGGAUUAUGUUCUUGAAACUAUUGGAUUUAGCGAAGAUGAAGAGUUGCUAUUAGUACAUACAAAAACAGAAGAUAUAAAGAUGCGCAUAUGUGUAUUUUCAACAAAAACUUGGAUAAAUUUAGCUUAUUAUGAAAAUGAAGAAAUAAUGGACAGUUUUCAUUUGAUUGCUUCCGGAAAAGGAGAAAGGUUAAUGUUAAUAACGCGAGAUCCAGCAAGCGACAAGAGAUCUUGCUUUUUAAUGGAUCCGUAUAUACUUAAAGGGAAAAUAAAUGCCGAUAAACUUUUUGAAGUUGAUACAACUAAAUCACCAUACAUAAUUAAAUCAGACAAAAUCAUUUACAUGAAUGAUGAAAUGUUGCUAAUCAAGGAACUAGUUCGUGAAGAUUGGAUCAAUUAUUUACGAAAUGAUCUAGGCGACAUGAAUAGCGUUACAGCACCAGCGAGAAAAACACAUAAAAUAAUAAACGAGUUGAAUAGUGAUAGUAACGGAUAUAUUACAAAUAAAGAAUUUCAGGGAAUUCUAUUUCGAUGGAGAUUGGAUUGCAAAUCUGAUUCAGUAGUUCUUGAGGCCAAAAAUAGUCAACACACAUGGAAGCUGGAUAUCCUUCCAACUUUUUAUAAUGAUGGGUGUAAAUUUGUAUUACAAUGCGACCUUCUUGAGAAUGAUAAUUUAAUCACGACUACACAAAUUGGUAUAUUUGUUUGGUCCGUUAAACCUAUACCCAACAAAGUACAAAAGGAAAUUAGGAUCAAUUAUUAUUGGAACAAUUGUAAUCUGAAAGGUUGGGAUGGUCAUUUGAGAAAUUUUAACCUUGAAAAAACAAAUAUAAAGGAGUUCUUUAAUUAUGAAUAUAUAGCAAGAAUUUUACCUGCUCCCAAUAAUAUUGAUGAUGAAUUUUAUCUAACUUGUUACGGAAAGGAUCUAAUGAAAACACUCAUUAAGUUAAAUAAUGAUUUUUGGAUUCGUGAUUUAGAACUAUCAGAAGAUCAUCCUACAUAUAUAGCUAGUCUUUUAACUCAAAUAGCAUUUGUACUUGCUUCUGAUAUUCCUGAUCUAAAAUCAACGUCUUCACAUUUAUUCAGUUAUGGAACAUACUGUCAUUUAUCUAGAACGUCUCUUCUUGAUAUAUGUAUCUCUAAUAUUUCUAUGCAUUGGAAUAGGUUUGAAAAUUUAUUUAUAAAUCCGUUCAAUAACUCAAGUCAUAGUUCGAUAAAACUUGUAAUUCCUUUCCCGAAUUUUGUUACUUAUCCAAAGGAAUAUAAUUAUUGGGAUGAAUUAUUGCGGCCUGAACCCAGUUGUUUUGUAAAUUCACCUUAUACUGAGAUGAUCAAUUAUGAAUUAUAUAAACAUCCCUAUCUUCCUCCUAAUUUUAUGAAUGCUCUUCAACUUUCUAAAGAACAGCAUGAACAAGUUGAAUCACUAAUUGAGUUGAAGUAUAAAGAUUUAAUAAUUAAUAACUUUGAG